GGCGCGGAGGCUUGUGGGGGGGAGAGAGACGAGAUGGGGGAGGGUUGGAAGUAAUAUAUCGAAGGUGGGCUGGCGCGCGGGCACUUCUGGGCCUUCGCGUUUCACCACGCAAGCCACAGGGGGAGCAGGCCUGAUCGGGGCAGGCGCCAGGAACGGCCGGAGUCGGUGCAGGGGGCGGAAUAGGGGCAGCCACACGAUACGAGGCCUGGACACGAACGACGAAUCGCCCACUGACACCUGCCUCUGAUAUUACCUGAGCACUGGCGGCCCUCUGCCCAAUUUCCGCCUUUCGGUCUCGCCAUGUGGAGAACCGCGUGUGCCGUCACCGUCAUCCAUGCAUGCACCCAACUAACUUCGGCAUGCCUGUGUCUGUGUGCCCUGCGCCUCCAGUUGUCGUCGUCGUCGUCGUCGUCCGGCCAGCCUUGUUGCUUGUGCCUGCAUUGCCUUUUGCCGCGGUGCCGCUCGCCGUUCGUCGACCUGCAGAAAUGAGCAAAUCAAAUCCAACGAUCCUCCACAUCCUGCAGAGCACGCAAGCCGAUCUGCUGCCGUCAGUCAGUCUGCCUGUCAGCCAGCGUCGCGCAGCAUAUGCAGCCCAGUGACAACUGCCAAACGUCCGACCUGCGUCUCCAGCUUUUUAAGUACUCUAGAUAGAGACGAUAACGACCCUCUCUUUCAGCUCAGCUCAGCUCAGCCCAACCCAGCCCGCUGGACGCCACCCACCGCGCCGCCCGUCGCGGGACCCGGCUCCGCUGCGCCAGCCGCCCUGCAGACGUCAGACUCUUCAAGCCCCGUACCAUUCUUUUCCUUGCCCAGGCUUCCGGGAUUCGGGUAGAUUCGAGAGGGCUGCUGGGCGGCGCGGGUGACGGUCAGUCGAGAGGUCGGGGUUCGGGGCGCGGCCACCACGAGAGAGGUUGGCGGGCACGAGUCGACCCGACCGACGCUACGCUAGAAAUUGGCAGU
Messenger RNA from Aplosporella prunicola CBS 121167, 960 nucleotides. RefSeq lists its product as uncharacterized. The record is from RefSeq and is a predicted model, not a curated record. The coding region runs from base 360 to 599 and encodes 79 amino acids. The transcript has a single exon. Lineage: Eukaryota; Fungi; Ascomycota; Dothideomycetes; Botryosphaeriales; Aplosporellaceae.